AUAUGGUGGGGUUAUGAUUGGUCGUGUACUCGUGACUGGUGAUGAUGAUUAACAUUUUUGAAGAAGGUUGAAUUUUAAAAAAAAUAUUUGAAUUUAAAUUGAUUAAGAUUUUGUGUUGAUGACAACUAAUAUUGAUGAUAAUAAAUGAACAAUUCAGUUGGUAUAUUUACAAAAAAAUUAUUUUAUGGCGAGACGAGCUGGUGAUGGGUCGAUAUGUUUGAUGGCACUUGUAUUUUAAAUUAUUUCCAGCAACAGGAAUCGUAAUUGUUAUUAGCGUUGUUUUAAUGCAGGUUAAAGGAGUGUUGGUGUCUGGAUGUUGAUGUUGAUGUUGCCGUUGACGUAAUGCUUGUGGAAAUUUAAAACGAAAAAACGUGUGUCAACAACAGGCGAUGAUAUGUAUCACGUUUUUAUCAGUGGAUACCGGCUGGUGGAGGCAGACCAUGGCAAAUCAUUUUAUGUUUAUACUAUUGAAGUGACGGAUACUGAUACUGCUGUUAAGUAUACCAUUGAGAGGAGAUAUAGUGCUUUCAAUGCAUUACAUAGACGGUUGAAAAAAAUAAAUGACACAAUAUCAUUUCCGCCUAAACGAGUACGUAAUUCACAGCCAAAAGUAUUAGAACUGAGAAGAGCUGCUUUAGAAAAUUAUAUUAUAAAAAUGUUACAUUUGUCUGAGACAAAACAACAGGUAUUAGAAUUUUUGGGAAUAGAGAGCUGUAAAAAUACUAGCAGGAUAACUCCUAAAAGUAACAGAGUGGAUAUAAAAAAAAAUUUUAAUGGAAGAGACUCACAAAGUGCAAUAGGACAUCACCCUGUGAUAACAUUUAAAUAUGACCCGUACAUAAAUCCUGAUAAUACUUCAAGUCUUCCUGAUAUUGUUAUACAAGGUGCGCUGGAUGGUAUCUACAAGUCUUAAAAUAAAUCAACUACUUGAUAUAUUAAUUAAUUGAUAACAAAUGAUACUGAAGUUAGCCGAUGUCUAAUAAUUGGAUUUUUUUUUAACAAUAAAUUAAAAAAAAAAAAUAUUUUUAAAAAUUGCACUCGUUUUUUAAACUUUCUACACGUGCAUAUUUUUAGUUUUUGGUUUUUUGCAUUUGAUUUGAUGAAAAAAAAAUCAAAAAAUUGUCUGCUAACUUCAGGAUCAUGAUAACAAAACUAAAAAAAAAAUAUCGCCAAAUUUUUAAGAAUACUUGUAUAAACUUG
Microplitis mediator is the source of this 1200-nucleotide messenger RNA. Its product is annotated as sorting nexin-24-like. The transcript has 4 exons. The coding region runs from base 395 to 913 and encodes 172 amino acids. Lineage: Eukaryota; Metazoa; Arthropoda; Insecta; Hymenoptera; Braconidae. Gene Ontology annotation, molecular function: phosphatidylinositol phosphate binding. The record is from RefSeq and is a predicted model, not a curated record.